AUGUCACAAGAGAAAGUAACUGUUACAACAUCCUCUUCAGGAAGCUCAGAUGCACAGUCGGCUCAAUCAGGGGAAGUUGUUAUUAUCAAUGGAAAAAGAUUUUUGAAAACAACUACAACAUCUCAAGAAUCAACGCAUUUUUCUAGAACAACAACAGUAUCCAAGACAACAAUUACGCGUAAAAGAAUCGUUGCGACACUUAUUAUUAUCAAACUUACUAUUCGAGAUUUUAUAGGCUUUGCAUCUUUCCAUCCGUUUAUUUUCAACAUCCGCCCAAUUGGAAUGGAUAUCAGAUCUAACAAAGACAUCGUCGUUGAAGAAUAUAAUAAAAUUUGGCCAAUUAUUAAAGAGGCUGAAGAAAGUCUUCCAUUCCCAGAGAAUCAAGAAGAUGCAGUCUAUAACUUCUGCUGGAAAUAUGCUGGAAUUAUCUAUUAUUCGACAAUCUUAAUCUUAGAAAUGAAGAAUAACAAAGUCGACUUGAAUUCUAUUGCUGAAUUUUCCACAUCACAUGAUAAUAUCAUACAGUUCCUUAAGGAUGAGCAUGGUUUUAUGAAAGAAAAGAAUCCAGAAAAAUUCAGGCCACAGCCUUUCAUGACUGUUGCAAGAACCAUUCAUCAGACUUGCAAAGACAUCAAAAUUAUGAUGAGGCAGGUUAAUAUCGCUGAUGUCAAGGAUUCAAGAGUUCAACCAAUUAUGACAGAACUUGAAUCCCAGAGAAAGGCGAUCAAAGCCGCAAUCAAGCCUGUCAUUCAGAAUGAGAAGACAAUGACAAUGGAUAUUUAUAGAACAUGCCGCAGAACAUUUAUCACCGCAAUGAGACUUAUUAACAAUUUGGUCUAUAAAGUUUCAAUUAUCGAUCAUGCAAUGGAAUUUAAUACUAAUUUGGCUUUCUAUCUUGGCGUCUUGGCCGAAAAUGUUCAACUUUUCCAAGAUGGAGAACAAAUUGCCAAAGACUACAUUGAAGAAGUUAACCCAGAUGCAAAGAGCCAUAAAAAGCCACGCCGUAGUGAAGGUGCUCAGCCACAAGAUGAUAAUCCUGUCAAAUCACGUGAUGCCCAGAUCUCUUUGGCCGAAACAAAGCCAAAAGCAGAAGAUUCUGGAGCCCCGAUCUCUCUAUCAGAAUUAAGAUCGGGUCCUGGAGAAGAUGAGCACAAGCCAAUCGGAAAUUGGGCAACCUCAACAGAUUCUCUCAUGAAGAAGAAAGAUGGACAACUCAGAUUGAAACCCGAUGAGCUUGGAUCCCAAUCUGUUUCUCUUUUCAUGCUUAAACAAAAGCGUAAAUCUAUUUUAUUGGAUCCAUCAGAGGAACAAGGGUUAGAUUUGCAUAAUUCAACAUUCCCUCAUGUUACAUUCAACUUUGAGCGCACAGGUCCACUCGAAAAUGAACAAUCGCAGAUGGUCGAUGAUACAGACAGUUCCCCACUGUUAUCGCAGUCAGCACCUGAACAGCCACUUUAUGAUAGAGAUCAUAUCAAUCCAGAUCUCUAUCCACAACCAAUUAAGAUCCCCAAUUUCAGUUCUUGGCAUUCACAAACUAUCUCAAAGCAGAUCAGACAACCACGUGCUCCUGCUGUCUCUCUUGACAAGCUCAAAAGCCACUCCGCUAAGCGUUCUAAGCUUGGUUUCCUUUCUGGUUCAAUGUCGAAUAUCUUCUCUUCUUCUCAUGACUUCAAGUCAAUGAGAAUCAAGAAGAUCGAAGAUGUCCUUGUUGCUCCAGAAAUUGAAGCAUACGAUCCAGAUUACGCAGAGGAACAACUCGAAGAUUCUAUUGUUCAGCUCCAAAAAUGUCGCGAAGAAUACCAAGAAAUAGAGAACAACUCUAUCGAAGAAAAGGCAUUCUUCUUCUGCAAGUGGCAAUCAACAUUCAACGCUGCUCCACAACUUGUUAAAAUCACUCAAGAGAAGAAGCCUGAUUCUGAAUCAAUUAAAGUUGCAAUUGACUUAUUGACAUCACUUUCACAUGCAAACGAUGAAGUUGUCGAACAAUUGCAAGAGAAGAGCUGGGAAUCUCCAAGAGAUGCCAUCAAUCAUGUUACUGAUCUCUUAAGAAUAAUCAUCAUUUCCCUUAACUACGCUGAAGAGGAUCUCAAGAACCACAAAUUAUCCAACAUCAACGCACAGGAAGUUGCUGAUUGGAAGAGGUACUACACAGAGAUGCUUCAGAACAUCGAGAUCAUUAACUCAGCACAUGAUAAUGUUGUUUGCUUGCAGAACUUGAAAUACAUCGGUGAAGCAAGAUCUCACUGGUCUUCAUUCGGUCCAAUCGCUCAGUCAAUCGAUAGAGAAACAAAUCGUUCGAUUCUUGUCAUCACUCAUAAGACACUCAUCAACACAGCUGACUUAGUCAUCUUGUAUAUCAAGACAGCAGAAUUGACUGACUUAACAACAAGACCACAAAUGAUCGGUUACUUGGAAGCUGCAAGAAGCAAACUUCAAGUUGUAAAGAAGCUCAAAGUAAUGUCAGUUGCAAGCAUUGUUGGUCUCUCUGACACAUUGAUCACCCAGAUCAUCACAGAACUCAAUGUCAAGAAUGUUCAUCUUAAAUCAUGCGAUGCAGACAGAUUCUGUCAACAGCUUGGAGAUAUUACAAACAAGGUUGAAGCUGCUGUUCCAAACAUCAAAAAUAAAGAACAAGUUGAAGCAAUCAUUGAAUUCCACGAAUUCACAACAGCUGCUCGCUAUAACUUGUUGAACAUGCGUGUACAAGACAGUGAAAAGGAACCAGAUCUUUUACCACUCUUAAAGCAGAAUGUCGAAGAUUUAGAUAUGUUGGAGAAGCAAUUCAGAUCUGCUUCUCAAGAUACAUCUGCAACUCCAACAUCAUCUGAUUUCUGCUUGAAAUGGGCUUCACAGAUCGAGAAAUUCAGAUUAUCGCUUAUUUCUAUCGAAGAAGUUUCCGAUGUCAUGUUAAGAAACCCAUCAAGAUAUGAUGCAGCCGAUGUCCAUUUAAUCAACAUCGGAAAGAAUAUCAGAGUCUUCGAGAGAAGCGAUUUCAAUUUCCUUGUUCCUGUCACAGCUAAUUACACAAGAACAACAACAAACUUGCAGAUCACAAUUGAUUAUUUGACUGACACUCCAAACAAACUCAGAAGACAAGGUCUCGAAAGCAACAAGCAAACACAGCAACCAAUAUUCCAAGGAUUGCAGCCAAUUUCGAUCAAGCCAAUCUCUGGUGAUCAGAUGCAGCAGCAAAAGACAACAAUUAUCAUUGAUCUCAAGCCAUAUGUUAAUGGUUUCAUUGAUAAUCCUGCUGAAAUCAAAUCACACAUCUCAGAUGCAAUGCCACAAGAUGAAGCAUCAGAUAAGUCAAUUUCUGACAAAUUGCAAAGACAGAUUUUACGUUUAUCAGCAGCACAGACAGACGCUUUGUCAAGAAACUACAACUUAUCAACAAAGUCAACUGAUGUUUUGUUCAGCUUAGUCAUCACAUACUGCCAGUCAUUGAUUUAUUUGGCUCCUUUGAUUGAGGACGCUUUAGAAUUGGAUGAUGUUACUGAAGUCAGAAAAGUUGUCACACAACACAUCAAGAAGUUGAACGCAAUUCAAUCUUCAUAUAACGAUAAAGCUGUUUACUCAGAGUUCGCUCAGAAGCGAUUGAUGAUCUUUGCACAAACAUGCAAAGUUCUUGCAAGAGUUACUGAACUUAAUUUAAGCCAUUUAACUCCAGAUGUUCAAUUCAAUGAAUCGGCUUUAUCAUCUGACAUGAGACAGUUAACAGUAAACAUUGCAUUCUUCCCGAAGUUCCCUUCAGUCCCAGCUGCAAUGGCACUCAAAGAUGUCAUCAGAUCACACAAGGCUGCUCAUGAAGAUAUGCAGUUUGACCUUAUGCCUGUCAUCCAAUCAGAAUCCAAGUUCUUGGCAAGAAUAAUGGAAAUCAUUCAGAACUUCUAUGCUGAAGCUGAUGUCAGAUUCUUCAGAUUAGAAUCAGAAUACAUCGAAAGAAUGGAACAAGCUAUUGUUGCUGUUAGAGAAGUUAAGUUGGAUCCAUUCUCUAGUGUUGUCACUCAAACAGCUCAGGUCAAGCGUAACUUGGACGUUGUUUCAGACAACUUCCUUGAGUACAGCAACAUGCUUCAGGACGGAGACUACAACCCAGAGAAACUCUGCAACUUGACAUUACUUUUGUCAUCAAAUGUAGUUAACUUCUGCCAGUCUGCAUUGACAAUUGAAAACAGAGAUGAUUUCUUCCUUCAACACGUUUUCAACUUGCAGAAUUACUACAUUGAGUUGAUUUCCACCAUCAAAUUGCAUGCAGAAAUUGGUUCUCAGAGAUUGUAUUCUACACAAGCAAGACACUGUUUGCAGAAGGUCAGAAUCUCCAUUUCAACCACAAACAGACAUCUCGUAUUGAUGGAACAACUUGACUCCCAGGCAUGCAUGGAAUCACAGCAAACAGCUAUGGAAGUUUCUCUUUCUAUUCUCUCAAGACUUGCUAAGUUACUUUACAUCGCCAGAGACAAUUUGAAAGUCGAAACUGACAAAGCUAAAUGCUCUGCUCCAAGACGUGUUCUUGUUCAAGCUGUCUGCUCUUCAUAUGAAUGCUCAGCCCAAACAUUGUUGACAGUAAAGAACAAAGUCCUUCAGAUGCAGAUCAAACCAAAGGCCAGAGAAAUCAGAUCAUUGAUUUGGGCAACACAAGGUUUGUUGAAUGCUGCAGAUUAUCUAUUGAUCGAAAUCAGAGGAACAGUUCUUGAAGACAUCGAGUCUAUUGAGUUCUGGAUUGGUGCUGCAACAGAACCAAUCGUCAAGGCUUUGGGUUCAAUUGCAGUUUCGAUUCCAGCUUCUCUUCCACAAUCAGCAAUAAUGAGAAGAAAGGUCUCGUCAAUUCACUCCAAGUGUGUGAUUUGUGUUGAGCCAUUCCAAGAAUGCAGAGCUUUCACUAUCGCACAAUAA
Messenger RNA from Trichomonas vaginalis G3, 4893 nucleotides. RefSeq lists its product as uncharacterized. The transcript has a single exon. The record is from RefSeq and is a predicted model, not a curated record. NCBI's taxonomy places the organism in Eukaryota, Parabasalia, Trichomonadida, Trichomonadidae. Bases 1 to 4893 code for a protein of 1630 amino acids.